Molecule: messenger RNA, 1344 nt
Organism: Porites evermanni
Lineage: Eukaryota; Metazoa; Cnidaria; Anthozoa; Scleractinia; Poritidae
Source: the annotation of a GenBank genome assembly
GUAGUCAAGGCGCUUGGUGUGUGGUAUGUAUUCUACUUUGUCAUUACCAUUUUCUUCUGCUCCUUCUACCUCCUCAAUCUUGUCCUAGCUGUGGUUUAUAUGUCCUACGAAAAAGAAAUGGAAUCAAUUGAACAGGAGGUUAGUCAACGACGGCCGAAGUCGUUUUAUUUGUUAAUAAGGCUAAUAAGCAAGUACUAAACAGACCAUUGAAAGAGUAAAAAUGGUGAUUUUUUUUUUUAUUUAAACAUAUUUUUUCUGAGAGUAACGAGAAACACACCGACAGAGCUCACUUCGAAAUAUCAUUGAAUAAAUAAAUUACAAUAAACAGUAAUUGGUCAAAAGCGGUAGCAAAACAAAGAAUGCUAAGGAAUGCGCAUGCUAACAGAUGGAACGUACAUAUUUACGAAUUUUCAUGAAAUCUCUUUGAUUGAGAUAUAACAGACUAGACAUACAUAUACGUAUAUCACUCUUUCACUGUUGAAUUUUGUCAAUGUGCUACGACAAAGCUCAUCAGUUACUUGUUCAGACCAGAUGUUUAAAUCAUUUGUCAGAAUUCUCCUGGAAUUGUCUUUUUUCCAAGCACGGAGAAAUCGACGCCUUUACCUGACACCAAUUUUUAAAAGAAUUGUUGUUGAGCGUGAAUGUGUUUUUAUGUGUUUUAACCAAUCACAAAAAUGGAAAAAAAUGACGCCUACCCGAGUCGUUGUUUUUUAUUUGACCAACCACGAAGAUAACUAGAAAGCUAUUUUCAAAGAGUUGAGCAUUGUACAUGUUAGAGUAAUUUCAAGAUACACUACUUCCUCGCGUUUUUAUCCUCCUCAGGAAUGACCGAUAUUCUUAUACUUAGAACUAUUACUAACCUUCUCUGCCUUUAUGUUCCUUUACACAAUACAUUUGCGCUUUGCUUUCUUUUUCCAGGAGAGGCGGAAAGAGCUCAUGAGGAAAACCGCUGCCUCAUACACUGCAGACUCUAGCACCCUUAAGAAUCUCAGGCCUUUGCGGAAGCUCCGUAAGACCAAAGAAGCGAUGGUUGAAGUAGCACAAACCGCAUGCAUUGUUACUGACGUUCCUGAUAUUGAAAAUGAACAUAAACGUAAUCAAAAAACGCUCGUUGAAAGAGUGUGUGAAUGUUUUCGUUUCGUGAAAACAACAUGCGAGAACUGUUUGAGCAGGAUACCGUUCCUAAAGUCGCUUCGGAAACGCAUGCGCACUGUAGCCGAAUGUGCAGCUUUUGACGCAGUUAUUAUAGGAGUUAUAAUGCUGAACACCAUAGUUCUAGCACUUUAUCAUCAUGGAAUUGAAAAGAAGUUCGAGAAAGUUCUGGACUUAUGCAACAUGGUAUGA